CCCAAAGUGAAAGUAGGAAUCAUGGAAUUGUGAUUGAAAAAUACACUUGAAGAAAAUCUCUUCGUAUGCCUAAUAUGCCAUUCCUCUGCAAUACAUGCAAUGUCUCCCUGAAUUCUCAAGAGCAGCUGGCCCAACACCAGUCUGGAAGUAAACAUCUCAAGAAACUUAAAGCAGCAGGGAUAGCUGCCACUGUAGUAUCAAGGCCAGGGUUUUCAUCUUCAGCAACAACCACAGGGAAGAAAACAUAUGGAAACUUUGUGGCUUCUGAUACCUUAAUGCCCCUCACGGCUCAAUUAAUAACACCUCCCAAAAGUCUAGGUGUAUCAACGACAUCGGUAACAAAUAUUGAGGUUGUGCCCCCUCCACCACCACCACCACCACCACAACCCAAACAGGCAACAACACCUUUUAUCAGUGCCACCUUAGUCAACAAAGUUAACCCCCCACCACCACCCCCUCCACAACCGACUGUGAAACAGCAACCACGAGCUCCUAGGGUCAAUCCUGUUGUACAGGCUGUGGUUGAUAAUGCAUUAGGCAAACUACCACUGAAGAGAAAGGCAUAUGAUGGACACUGUGAGAUAUGUAAAGUGAUUUACACAUCAGAAAGCCAUGAAAAACAACAUCUGAUGGGAAGUAAACAUGCCAAGAAAGCCAAAAUUGCUGCAGCAGCUCAGGGAAAUAUCCCGUUGGCAGCUUUUACUGGGUUUAACUGUACGUAUUGUAAUGUGGUCCUGAAUUCACUGGAACAACUGACAGCUCAUAGAGAAGGACAAAAACAUAAACAGACAGUGUUAAAAUUACAAAAACAAGGAAAAGUCCAAGAAGAAUGUAAAGAUGUUACAGUUGUUAAAGUGUAACAGUUACUGUAAUGUUUUACUUUACUAGAUGUGUUUAAGUGUAACAGUUACUGCAAUAUGUUUACUUUACUAUAUGUAAAAGUGUAACAAUUACUGUAAUAGUUUACUUUACUAUGUGUGCAGUAUUUAGGACAUUUUACUGAAUAUGACUCCUUUGGUAUCAAUAGUUAGCAAGAUGUUAAUAUGUGUUUGUUAUGAUUGUAAUCAUUUAUGUGCUUAGUAUAAAUGAAAUAUUCAUGGAAAAUAAAUUUAUGACGAUGACUUGAUUUGAUCAAG
Messenger RNA from Saccostrea echinata, 1136 nucleotides. RefSeq names its product zinc finger protein 385A-like. The record is from RefSeq and is a predicted model, not a curated record. Bases 66 to 860 code for a protein of 264 amino acids. The transcript is spliced from 6 exons. NCBI's taxonomy places the organism in Eukaryota, Metazoa, Mollusca, Bivalvia, Ostreida, Ostreidae. Gene Ontology annotation, molecular function: zinc ion binding; nucleic acid binding.